CAUGUCAGUAAGUUCACUGGAGCUGGAGAAAUCAAAAUGCGUUUUUCCCUCGUAAGAAAAGGACGUUUUGCUUUAGUUGAUUUCAGAAGAACGCUCUCUACCCUAAUAUCGUUUGACGAAGUCCAUGUUCGUGACAAGUUCAAAGCUCUAGGAAGCGGCGAUGUUACGGUAACUAAACUGCGGGGAAACCAGCAAGGAAUUGCAGUAAUAACACUCAUGAAUCCCGAGCGUAAAAAUGCGUUGACAGGCUAUAUGAUGGUGAAACUAGCCGAGGCUGUUGACGAACUUGAACAGUGGCAAGAUGGCAAAGCUCUUGUUUUACGUGGCAGUGAAGGAUAUUUUUGUUCGGGAGGUGAUUUAAGUGUUGUUAAGGCGAUCAAUACCCCGGAAGAAGGGAACAUCAUGUGUGCCUUCAUGCAAAGAACGCUUAGUCGGCUGGGAAGGCUUCCCCUUAUCAGCGUGGCUGCAGUUGAAGGAAGAGCAUUAGGCGGAGGGGCUGAGGUGAGUGUAGAAAUUAAUACCAUACAUGCAAGACAUGCCAGAGACAGAGUCAGGGGCGGGGUGCCGUGGUCCACCUACCCUUACCCCAUUUACAAUCCACCCUUUCUUCAAUAGCCCAGAUACCCCUGCCUUCUUUAACUUGGACACAGACUUUGUAUCUGUUUGAGAGAGUAGCAUCCCUCCAAGUAAAGUCUCUGGAUCUAUCCUUCCUUGAAGGGGCCCAUCAAACAGACCAGUUAACUCCCAUGUAUUUGGGUCACAGUAUUUCCAUAGAUCAGUUUGUCCGCAAUUUUCACUGAUUAGCCAUAUCCUGAUUAGGUGCCUCUCAAUCUUCAAAGAUGAGAAUCGUGUAGGAAAAAUCCAAGGAAGAUUCAUUAGCCGACGAAUUGGGCAGCUACACCCACAGGCAUAGGCUGCGUCACAGAUGUAAUCUAAACCUGGCAAUAACAUCUGCAAAACAGCACCUAGAUCCCUAUUGUAGACCCCAAAGGAAUCAACAAAUUACAAGGGUUUCAAAUUUUCCUUUAACCUGAUUGGCCAAUCAAACAAUGGCUUCUUUAACAGGCCAAUCAUGGCAUGUAUUCAAAUCCUGUUACACAGCUGGGGACUCUGAACAAGGAUUUUGGCACUGUCUAGCAGACAGACUUACCGGUAACUGGAAGUUAGGUUUUGUCUGUGGUGCCAGCUGCCACUCAGGCAUUACAAGUCAUAGUAAUUAUCCUAUUGUUUUUUCACAUCAUAGCUGGCAGUAGCCUGUGAUUUCCGUCUCAUGUCUAAAAGUGCAGAGAUCAGAUUUGUGCAAGUGAAGAUGGGCCUGACACCAGGGUGGGGUGGGGGAACUCGCCUUGUAAGGUUACUAGGUAAACAACAAGCACUACAGCUACUAGGAAAAGGACAGAAAGUAGACCUGUCGUAUGGACAGCAGUUAGGUCUAGUUGAUGGUGAGCUGCCAACAAACAAGGUCAGACUUUGUUUAUUGCCUAAGAUAAUAAGUCAAUCGAUGUGAAGGAACUUUUACAAGAACUCUAAAUGUCCAAAGUUUUCACUACUAUAAUUUGUUUAUAUUAGAAGAGUGCACAACGUUUAUAAGGAGGGGAAAUGUGGAAGUUUAGUUUGAGAGUACACAGUUUAUUUCCACUUGAAGGCAGGUACUGUGCUCAGACUACACUGGUGCCAGUACCUGGGUCUGGACUUCUAAUGAAACUCCUGUAUGUCAUGGCAAGAUAGAAGAUAUUGGGUGCAAAAAUUUGUAAUUUUGUAAUUUGUUUACCCACAGAGUACUUAAGAGUUCUUACGAACUCACUUGAACGUGUUCGUGCAUUCCAGAUCAAAUUGGAAUUUGGAAGUGUUGGUUUUUGAGGAGAGGAGAAAACGGGACAUACACUACCCAGAGAAAACCUCUCAGAGCAAGGGAGAGGACCAACAACAAACUUGACCCACAUUAGACGUUGGUGCUGGGAUUUGAACCCAGUUCUCCCAUUGUCACAUGAACACAUAUCUAGUUAUCACCUUUAUUUUUCUUUGUGAUGUUUACAUCAAAAGAAUAGGAGGCCAAGUAGACAAAAUAAAUCAUUGAAACAAGUAGUUAAGAUUGUUGUCAACAUAGCAGGUUAAGUAAAUCCUAAUAGUUAAUUGGCAGGAGGCAGUCAUGUUAGAUCUUUAUAAAGUGAUUAAAAAAACCCUUGUGAUUUCUGAGAAAUAGAUCGCCUUCUCUACAACUGUUACUAACCACUGUAAACCCAACUGUUUACUGACUGUAAUUUUAUGUGCUGUCGCAACUCUUCACUGUCACUGAAAAAGAAGAAGGUUGCCUCUCGAAACUAAAAAGGUGGGUUUCUUUCUCUUUCCUGUUUUUUUUUCUAGGGUGUAGUGACAAGUUGCUGUGAUUGGUUGUCAGAGUUCCUUGAGGCAGACGCCUCUGUUCUUAGAGGAAUCAAGGGUGUGGUUUCUGCUGGAGAUCAUUUAGGAAAUCAAGACGAACUAGAUAAGGAAAGGCAAGUCCAUUGUUCCCUUGAGUUAUAGCCAGGGUUAGUUGUGGAAACUUGUGUAAACCAACACUCAAAGUGCUAGGCUGUAGUGGUCAUUUAGACAAGGUGGUCACUAGCGAGAGUCAAACUGGAGGAGAUCUCUACCUUGGAACAGGUCUAAUUAUUGUUUUGUGGUUUUGUGGCUGGCUGGCAUAUCCUGACCUUUGCUGUGAUUGGACUUAACAUAACUAACAUUUGGAUUCCUCAAAUGUUUUGGGUGUUCAUGGUUUUCUUAGUGUGUCAGUAAAGUUGUCACUUCAUGAAGGCAAGUAACUAAGAAAUCCUAUUGUUUUGAUUGAUGGCUGUUGGAUAUAAAGUGACAACAAUCCCACAAACUUUGCAAUGCUAAAAUAAUGCAAAAUUUUAUCACCAAUACAAGGAAAUAAUUAUGUAUUGUUUAUCAGGUUACCCAUGACAGUCACAUAAAUUAUAAAUAAUGGAGACUUUGCGGCUUUCGACUCUUGACUGGUUUAAAUGAUCAUCUAAAAGAAGGGAGGGGAAGAUACAGUAAGCUGAUUUACAUGUACCAGGCAAUUCAACCAAUUGAUUCAGAUCCAUUUUCAUUGUUUCACAGGUCAAUUUUUACAUCUGUAUGGGGAGCUGAAGCAAACAAGCAAGCUUUAGAACAAUCCAUGAAA
Molecule: messenger RNA, 3166 nt
Organism: Porites evermanni
Lineage: Eukaryota; Metazoa; Cnidaria; Anthozoa; Scleractinia; Poritidae
Source: the annotation of a GenBank genome assembly